AUGAAGAUAACUGUAUAUAACAGUGUUAUUGAUAAAAUGUUAAAUGGCAUCAAAGUUCGUUUCAAUCAAGAUACAUUCAAUUUAAUAGAUAGUUUUAGUAACUUAUUAAAACUAGAAAUAGAAAAAAAGCAUACACAAACUAUUUCUGAAAAAUUUAGUUUAUCUUUUGAUCAACUCGACAAUGAAGUGAGAUUGUUUACACAAAUAGAUGACAUACCAAGAGGAAAUUUCCGAUCAAAUGACGCUGGUGGAAGCGGUGGUGAUCCUAUGCGCAGGGGCAGAUCCAUAGCAAGGCGUUAUAAUGGAUUUACUCCCUAUUCGAAAGCCGAUGUAAAUUCAUCAUGGACCCAUGAUAUGUAUGAAGGACCUAAAAGACAGCAAAUUAGAGGUGGUCUUUCAACUACUAAUAUUCAUAAAAUUAUUAUAUCAAACUUGGACUUUGGAGUUACAUCUACAGAUAUACAGGUAAUAUUCAAUGAGUUUGAUCCAUUGAAAACUGCAGCAGUUCACUAUGAUAGAUCUGGUAGAUCUUUGGGAAUAACUGAUGUUGUAUUUGACAGUAAAAAUGCCGCAUUAAAAGUAGUAUGUCAAUAUAACAAUGUACCGCUUGAUGGUCGCCCUAUGAAAAUUGAACUUGUAACUGAUUUUUCAACUGUUGCCAACCUUGCUACUCGUCUCAGUAGACCAGCACCAUUGCCUGAACGAAGUAUUCGUGGUGGAGUAAGAAGUAACCGGGAAAACCUUAGAAAUAUCCGUGGUAACUCCAAAAGACGUGGCGGUAGAGGUGGCAGGAAUAGCGAAAAGAAAAUGCCAAACAAAGAUGAAUUAGAUGCACAACUUGAUAGAUAUAUCAAAUUUAACAAAAACAAGAAUAAUUGA
Messenger RNA from Sipha flava (yellow sugarcane aphid), 879 nucleotides. Its product is annotated as THO complex subunit 4-like. Lineage: Eukaryota; Metazoa; Arthropoda; Insecta; Hemiptera; Aphididae. Gene Ontology annotation, cellular component: nucleus. Bases 1 to 879 code for a protein of 292 amino acids. The transcript has 6 exons. Gene Ontology annotation, molecular function: mRNA binding. Gene Ontology annotation, biological process: mRNA export from nucleus. The record is from RefSeq and is a predicted model, not a curated record.